Cucurbita maxima (winter squash) is the source of this 1891-nucleotide messenger RNA. Its product is annotated as sugar transporter ERD6-like 6. Lineage: Eukaryota; Viridiplantae; Streptophyta; Magnoliopsida; Cucurbitales; Cucurbitaceae. Gene Ontology annotation, molecular function: sugar transmembrane transporter activity. Bases 172 to 1632 code for a protein of 486 amino acids. The record is from RefSeq and is a predicted model, not a curated record. Gene Ontology annotation, cellular component: membrane. The transcript is spliced from 19 exons. Gene Ontology annotation, biological process: transmembrane transport; carbohydrate transport.
AAGCUCGAGGAACAAUAUUUUAUAACGCAAGCUGUACCACAACAACAUCAGAUUGGACCCAAAUCGCCAAAUUGCCAAUCAGUGACCACGAUGAUGCUGAAAAGAUCGCGCGCCAGGUUGGAGUUCUGAUUACGACGGAGCUGUUGAUCUUUGUCAAAAGGGUUCGGGAGGAUGAGUUUCAGAGACGAUAGUGAAGAUGGGAGAGACCUCAGGAAGCCAUUUCUGCACACGGGGAGUUGGUAUCGAAUGGGUUCGAGACAGUCCAGUCUUAUGGGUUCGUCUCAGGCAAUUCAUGACAACUCCAUCUCUGUACUUGCCUGUGUUCUCAUCGUUGCUUUGGGUCCUAUCCAGUUUGGCUUCACGGGAGGGUAUUCAUCACCGACCCAAUUCGCAAUUACUCGGGACCUUGGGCUUACUGUCUCGGAGUAUUCUCUAUUUGGUUCUUUAAGCAAUGUUGGUGCUAUGGUUGGGGCUAUAACCAGCGGUCAGUUGGCUGAGUAUAUCGGGCGAAAAGGGGCCUUGAUGAUUGCUGCAAUUCCCAAUAUUAUAGGGUGGCUUACCAUAUCAUUUGCAAAGGAUUCUUCUUUCCUCUACAUGGGGAGGUUGCUGGAAGGGUUUGGCGUGGGGAUAAUCUCUUAUACGGUGCCAGUUUAUAUAGCUGAGAUAGCCCCCCAAAACUUGAGAGGAAGUCUUGGUUCAGUAAAUCAGCUGUCUGUUACUUUGGGGAUAAUGCUGUCUUAUUUGCUGGGACUAUUUGUACCAUGGAGAAUACUUGCAGUUUUGGGAGUUUUGCCUUGUACAAUACUGAUACCUGGAUUGUUUUUCAUCCCAGAAUCUCCAAGAUGGCUGGCAAAGAUGGGGAUGACAGAAGAAUUUGAAACAUCUUUGCAAGUUCUUCGUGGCUUUGAUACUGAUAUUACUGUUGAAGUAAAUGAAAUCAAGAGGGCUGUAGCUUCAGCCAACAGAAAAAGAACUAUUAGAUUUGCAGAUCUGAAGCAGAAAAGAUACUGGCUCCCUUUGUCGAUUGGUAUAGGCUUACUUAUUCUGCAGCAACUAAGUGGAAUUAAUGGUGUUCUAUUCUAUUCAAGUACCAUCUUUGCAUCUGCCGGAAUUACCUCCAGUAAUGCAGCUACAUUUGGCCUUGGCGCUGUUCAGGUUGUUGCCACAGCAGUUACAACAUGGGUAAUUGACAGAGCUGGACGUCGUCUUCUACUUAUUAUCUCGUCUGUUGGAAUGACACUUAGCCUUCUAAUCGUUGCUGUGGCAUUCUUUGUGAAGGACGCAGUCUCUGAGGAUUCCAGUUUGUAUAGUAUAUCGGGAAUCGUGACAGUCGUGGGGGUUGUGGCCAUGGUUGUUACUUUCUCUCUCGGUGUUGGAGCAAUUCCAUGGAUCAUAAUGUCUGAGAUUCUUCCUGUGAAUAUCAAGGGGCUUGCUGGUAGUAUAGCAACAUUAGCCAACUGGUUUAGCGCGUGGGGGGUCACAAUGUCUGCAAACCUGCUCUUAGAAUGGAGCAGUGGAGGAACAUUCACAAUCUAUUUGGUGGUGACUUGUUUCAUGGUGCUAUUUGUUACUCUGUGGGUCCCUGAGACCAAAGGCAGAACUCUUGAAGAAAUUCAGAUAUCCUUCAGAUGAAGAAACCCCUUCUUUUCCUUUCAUUUAUUGGGUUAGGAAGAGGACAUUUUGUGAACAAUCAGACCUCUCUCUCUAUCUCUUUCAUUUAUUCCCCGUCUUCUCUUUGGCUUUUCUCGUUCCAAAUUUUUGCAACACCUUUCUGUUGCACCUCUCUUUGGCCAAUAAUUUUGUUUAUAAAAUUUCAUUACAUUGAAAUUUAUUUCAUGUAUCCUACGAGAGUGUUUAUGAAUUUGGAAUGUUCGUGAGUUGGGUUGGGUUG